CCAGGCUCUGGAAGUUGUCGACUGGUAAGUUGUCUCCAGCACUAUCGAGCUGUGCUCAUCAAUGCCAGAUCCAUGAAGUGAUGCUCUCUGUGUGUGCUCUGUCUCUGCUUUUCUGCUGUUUUUGCUCUGUUUUCGCUCUGUUUUCGCUCUGUUUCUGCCAAAACUCGCUUUUGUUGUUGAACAUCGCUUCCCAGCAUCAACCAUCUCAAGUCCUUCGCUCUCUCUGCUCCUUUGCUCAAUUCGUCGCUAUAUGUUUUGUCUUUGCUAGCUGCUUUCUCUUGUUGCUUGUCUUUUAUUGGUGGCCCAUCGUUUUUCCACGUCUUUUUGUCUCAAGUCUUAUUCCCUCUGUUUAGCUGCUUUGAGUUUCUCUUUGGGUUUUACUGGCAUAUACUCGUUUUGAGUUUUCAAUUACUACUACUAGUGGUACUAUCUGAUCUUCAUUUAUUGCUGUUUUGUUCUACUCAUUUUCAGCUGAAUAAUAGCAUUUACUUUACAUUAAAGCUAU
Ascoidea rubescens DSM 1968 is the source of this 505-nucleotide messenger RNA. RefSeq lists its product as uncharacterized. Lineage: Eukaryota; Fungi; Ascomycota; Saccharomycetes; Ascoideales; Ascoideaceae. The record is from RefSeq and is a predicted model, not a curated record. The transcript has a single exon. Bases 81 to 353 code for a protein of 90 amino acids.